Messenger RNA from Peronospora matthiolae, 288 nucleotides. Lineage: Eukaryota; Oomycota; Peronosporomycetes; Peronosporales; Peronosporaceae. The record is from the annotation of a GenBank genome assembly.
AUGGACGAUGAGAGAGCGGGAGGAGGGGUCAGGCGAACACUCUGGCAUCUGGGCGCCACGAGCGGGUCAUGUGCGAGACCACGACGUGACGACGAUCCCACCUCUACGCUGCCAGCAGUUGCUCGGUGCUUAGACGUGACGGCAAAUCGUGCAGGACGACGCAUUGUCGAACGGCGUCAACUGAUAUUAAUAACAGCGGAAAUCCGACGUGUCGAGCUCCAGUGCAAGGUGAUUGUCACGUCGUUGGAACAGACACAAGCGAGUUGUGCCGGUCCAGCAGGGAACUAA